Acyrthosiphon pisum (pea aphid) is the source of this 2437-nucleotide messenger RNA. RefSeq names its product transcription factor glial cells missing-like. The record is from RefSeq and is a predicted model, not a curated record. Lineage: Eukaryota; Metazoa; Arthropoda; Insecta; Hemiptera; Aphididae. Gene Ontology annotation, biological process: regulation of transcription by RNA polymerase II; gliogenesis. The coding region runs from base 477 to 2306 and encodes 609 amino acids. The transcript is spliced from 6 exons. Gene Ontology annotation, molecular function: DNA-binding transcription activator activity, RNA polymerase II-specific; RNA polymerase II cis-regulatory region sequence-specific DNA binding. Gene Ontology annotation, cellular component: nucleus.
ACCAGCAACAGGAUCGACGUCGUUGUCGAUCAGUGAUCGUUUCGCACGCAUCGCGUCCGCUCGUUGCCCGCCUGUUCGCGCCGUCCACAGGCGUUUUCUUCUCUCGCGCUGUCGCUCGUCAUUUUUUCGUCCCGUUUUCUCACGAGCUCCGACCGACAUAUAAGGUCGGCUAGAAAAAAGAUAAUAUAACAUUAUAAAAAUAGUCAUUACCGCGACCCGCAAUUAUUACUUGAUAACGAUAUCCGGCGCAGGUACCUAACCCGUCGACGUUUUAUCGGUGUAACGACUCUUUAUGACUCUGUCGAUAACGUCAAUCAUCGUCGUUUUAAAUACCUAAACAUAAUAAUAAUACUAUACCGGGGAACCACCGCCGUCGCAAAUCCUACCCGACGGGAUAAAUAUCGUCGCCGCCGCGACUAGCAGCACGCGCGGAUCCGAGACCGCCGCCGACGAAGGACAGAGGUUCGACUUCGAUUAUGGUCGUCAUUUUUAAACAAGAAUACGAAAAUCAAAGCAUGAGCAAUGAAUAUAGUUACUCUCGUGGAAGACCUCCUGCAGAAUCUAUUUCUCGAAUUGCAGAUUGGGACAUUAACGAUUCGAUUAUUCCAAGGGUGAAUAACUUCAACUUAUGGGAAGAAUGGGCCGACGGGCAUUGUCGCUUGGUAUACCCACCCAAUUGCGAAGAAGCAAAGCGACAUGCUUCUGGAUGGGCAAUGAGAAACACCAACAAUCACAAUGUGCACAUAUUAAAGAAAUCGUGUCUGGGUGUUCUACUCUGCUCGAGAAGGUGUGUUCUCCCUUCGGGAGACACUGUUCAUCUGAGACCAGCUAUAUGUGACAAGGCUCGAAAAAAGCAACAAGGUAAACCGUGUCCAAAUAGACAGUGUCACGGUCACUUGGAAAUAAUGCCCUGUAGAGGACACUGUGGUUACCCUGUCACACAUUUUUGGAGGCAUACAGAGUAUGCAAUAUUUUUUCAAGCCAAGGGUGUACACGACCACCUGAGACCUGAAGCCAAGUCUACUUCAGAAGCACGAAGAAGCUUUGGCACCAGCCGCAAAAUACGAAACUUCGGCAUGCUCCUAACUCGUGAUGUUCCUUUCAAUAAUAAAGUAUUAAAUUUAAAAAAUCAAAAGCAGAAAGCCAUUAGUAGUGGAAAUCGCAAACAGUAUUUAAGUACACAACUAACUCAAGAGCUGAUUUCAGAGAACCGAAGUAUAAACUCCGGCUGCUCGUGUCUUCCUUACUAUUGCGUUUGCAACAACAGCCGCCUGACGGCACCAGGGCCAGAACCCGCGACCGCCAUGCUCCAGCAUCAGCAAGCCUCAUACCCUGGCCAACACCACCACCAUCGUCACCACCACCACCACAAUAACAGCAGCAGUAGUAGCAGCAGUGAAGACGAUCAACAUCACCACCAUCAAGACUGGGCGACGGCGGCUGGGCUGCAAAACUAUCACGCUAUGCAACAGAUUCAGUCCGAACCUCCGCCAACGUCGGCGAUCGUUCAAAACAUGUCCGCCGCUGACUUUGGGUUCGUGACCGGGCCGCAACCGGCGUCGGCCGUCUACUGUCAACCUAUGCAGCAGCCGACCGCCGACAGCGACGAUGUGUUUCAACUGCAGCAGCCACCAGGACAGGACGCGGCCACCGCUUCUUCGGCUUACCACAAGUGUUCGCCGACGACCGUGUUGGAUUUGGGCAGCGGCACCAUACACAAGAGCCCGGGGCAGUGCAGCGGCGACAACGGCGGCGUCGGUUGGCAACACUACCAGCCCGUCGACUACCAUCACCAUACCGCGGUGCACCAUCACCACGAUCACCAGCAGCAGCAACAGUGCUUCCAGAUGCAGCAGAGUUGCGACGGCGUCGCCUAUCACCACCACCCCGGGCAGAUGCAGUACGCCACCAUCAAGACCGAGGACUGCCCGGAAUCUUUGGAUUUGAUGUACCCGAUGGCGGUACAGGACGUGGAUUACUACGCACAGGUGUCGUCCUCUUCGUCGUCGGCGGACGCGGCGUGCCACAAGGGAAACGCCGCGGUCGGCAUGCACAACGACGGGUCGAUGGACUUUAUCGGCGCCGACGGGACGAUGCCAGCCGAUGUCUCCGCUUCGCAGCAAGUCGACUACAUGGUUCUCGAUCCCACCAAGAUGUUGUUGACCAACAACAACUUUUACAUGGACGCUUACUGUGGUGGCGGCGGAACAGAGACCAACAAUAACAACGACAACGGCCACACAGCCGCCGCCGCCGCGUUCAACGAAUUCCAACUGAACGCCGCCGACAUCCAUUGGUCGCAAUGAAUUCACCGCCACUAUACUACUGUAUAUACGAAUACUAUGUAUAGAGAGAAUGGUGAAGAAAUUUCAUAUUUUGAACCUUCAUCGCAUGUUGUGUACCGCUGUAUGUAUAUAAAUGUAUAUAAAACAAAAGA